AUGUUUCCAUUUGUCGGGCGAACUUGGACAGAGCCAGAGAAAGAAGGAAAGGAAGCGUUGCCGAGUGAGAGAGAUACGGGGACGACUACCCCUCGGACCUCGUCGUACGCUGUCCCCUCGCCGUCUCCUGUUGCAGAAUCCGGCCACGUGGGAGAGCCUCCAACCUCGUCUCCUCUCCAGGUGCCGGCUGCAGCGAGCUGCGUCUACUGCGCGAUCAAAAACCUCUUCGCCAAUUACCAAUUUGGAAACUGUGAAGUUCUGCCGGCGGCAGCUGUUCGCACCUCUCUGGCGACCUGUUGGGCCAGCACCCGAUUCAAGCCUGGGGACAUGGAAGACGCAGAUGAGACGCUCGAGGGAGUUCUCGACGCGCUACACGCGUGGCACCAAGGCCUGAGUGCCCCCCCACCGUCCGCCUACUUCCGCCACGCACAUGCCUCCCCUGAAGCCGGCGCCGCUGCUUCAGAGCGCGACGACCUCUCAAAUCCGUUGAAGUUCCUCGCUUUUUAUCGAGACAUUCCCUGCAACCCGCCGUGCCUGGCCCACAGACUCUUUUCUCUGCAUCUUCUCUUCUUACCGCGCUGUACAGCCUGCGGGGCUACUGGAGAACCCCUCGUUCAGCAGCUGUAUGUACACCGUGCCUACACGGCGGAACUCCUUCCUCUCCUCGCCUCGAAGCCGGGGAUCCAUUCGUCCUCCGCUGGCAGUGGAAACGUUUCGUCGUCGUUGCGCGUCUCCACGCCGGUCCCUCGUUCAGGGUCUCCUCAACGCCCUUCUCCGUUUUCCGACGCUUCUGCGUUGUUUCUGAGAACUCCUGAAAGCGCAGUGCAGUCUGCGAGACAGGCCACGCUUGACGCGCAACAGGACCACCGUAAAGCGACGGCUCCGGACGUUCCAUAUUCCAGUGCAUGUACAGACUGCGGCGAAACUCCAUUCCGCACGUCCUCGGGUCGAAGCAGUUUUGGAGUCUGUUUGCGUUAUCUCUUCCUCUGGGAUUGGACAUUCGCAAGCCGUGAGUCACUGUGCAUACCUCGUCUGCGCACAGAAGCGAAGAACGCGAAGACAUCCCCUUCAGAUUCCACGUCUCUGUCGAGUGAGAACGAGGCAAUCGGCGAAGACGGAGCAGCCGUAGCUCCGAGGCUUUGGCGCCCGGAAAAAGACGCAGAAGGUGCGGGAAAGGGCUUGAGAGGCAGUGACGCAUUUGGAGGCAAACGAGAAGAAUCCAAAGCUUCGCUACCUCCUCUCCCCGCGGCGCGGACUUUCAGGCCGUCUCUCGUUUCCGAAAACGGGGGAGACAGCCAUUGCUGCGAGAGUGCCUUUGCAGACUCUGACAGCUUAGAAGAUGAGCUAAAGAGGCUGCAGCAAUUCUUCCAACACGCGAAUAUCGUCCGUCUCUCUCCUCAAGGCAAAGCGAAGAAGAAGGAAGCCGCUGCGCGGGGAGGUGAUGUCGGCCGGCCAGUGAGGCAGCCACGCGGACAGAUGCAACGCGGAGAAGGCAAAGAUGGAAAUGCAUUGACGAGCAGGGCGGAAACGGAAGACGCAAAGGACCAACAGAGAGGAGACUGCGACCUGACCUGGUUACCAGAUCUGGCGCAGCUGGGCCCCUCAUCCCCUGGCUUAGGAUCUUCUUCGUCCUCAGAGGCAUCGUUUGAGCCAUCGGAGUCAGGAAAUCAGAACGGAGUGUCACCGAUGCAGGCCGAGUCUGACGAGGUCCGGCAGUCGAUCUUUCUUCUCCUUCAGAGUUUAGAGCCUGUCCUCGAUGUUCGAGAAAUCUUUUCAUCCAACUCGCAAGAUACGCAGGUCUCGUCUUUCGGGGGACAUCGAAGCCAAGCUGAGUCUCGAGAUCAAGCCGAAGGAUCCGCCAGAGACAGCCAAGGGUCCAAACCGCCGGCUGGAGUGGUCGCGCCAUCUCCGUUUUCCCACAGAGGACGGGCCAGACGAGAGGCAGCUUCUCGAGCCGCUGUUCGUCAGGAAGUUGAAGCCUUCACUGCAGACAUGGACGGAAAACACGUGUUCAGAGGCAUGGUUUGUUUUUAUGGCCAGCACUACGUCUGCUUUUUCCACCACUGGGCCUCGGCGAAGUGGGUGCUCUUCGAUGAUUCCCGAGUGAAGCGUGGGUUGACGUGGAAGGGCGUCGUGUCCAUGUGCGUCGCCGGGAAACUCCUUCCUUGUCUACUCUUUUUUGAACGCAUAUCUCUCCGUCCGGCGAACCGAAGGAUCAAACUUUCCCCUCCAUCGGCCUUUCCUUCUUCCUCGUCUUUCGGCGAGACCCCGACUCAUCCUGGAAACUCGAUGCGGCGAGCAGACGUGCAGCGCUCUGAAGGCCAAGACAUGUGCUGUAGGGUAAUGUCCGAAGACUCGGCUGAGGAGUCCCCUUCGUUCGCUCGUCGACACGGGCAGCGGACCGGAAACGGAGAACUGUGGCGUGAAGGCCAGAGGGACGAAUAUGGAAAGGAGGACCUCCAACUCUUCUGUGCAGAAAUGCUCUCCUGUCAACAUCUGCUUCUCGAAGAGUUCUCCACUAACGAGGCGAAGAAGACUGCUGUCGCCCUAGCGUUCACAAAUGUCCCCAGUGCCGCAGGUGAUUCCGCAAGCAGCGCAGCGCCGUGUCGCAUUUCUUGA
Messenger RNA from Neospora caninum, 2619 nucleotides. RefSeq lists its product as hypothetical. Gene Ontology annotation, molecular function: cysteine-type deubiquitinase activity. The transcript has 6 exons. Gene Ontology annotation, biological process: protein deubiquitination. NCBI's taxonomy places the organism in Eukaryota, Apicomplexa, Conoidasida, Eucoccidiorida, Sarcocystidae. The record is from RefSeq and is a predicted model, not a curated record. Bases 1 to 2619 code for a protein of 872 amino acids.